Messenger RNA from Conger conger (European conger), 2483 nucleotides. Its product is annotated as zinc finger protein 761-like. Gene Ontology annotation, biological process: regulation of transcription by RNA polymerase II. Gene Ontology annotation, molecular function: DNA-binding transcription activator activity, RNA polymerase II-specific; RNA polymerase II cis-regulatory region sequence-specific DNA binding. The coding region runs from base 280 to 1608 and encodes 442 amino acids. The transcript is spliced from 2 exons. Gene Ontology annotation, cellular component: nucleus. NCBI's taxonomy places the organism in Eukaryota, Metazoa, Chordata, Actinopteri, Anguilliformes, Congridae. The record is from RefSeq and is a predicted model, not a curated record.
AAAACCUAGCGACUAUUUUUUUUCGGAUGGUGUAUGGGAUAUGUCAUCACAGAUAAACAAGCUUCUGUAUAAAUUCUUUUGCGGAUAAAUUAGCCUUAAAAUCGAUUGACUACUGACCGUUUGGCUACGAGAAGCUAUAUCCGUGAUACCGUGUGGAUGAAGAUACAAGAACACUGGAGCAGUUUGGAGCAUACUAUUCUUUGAGAGGACAGGCAGUUAAAAAUAAAAGAUAAGAAAAGGACACCCAAGAAUAAGAGGGAAAGAGCUUCAAGGAACAGUAUGAAUAUUCAGAACUAUAAAGAAGCUGUGAACUUGCCGGCCUUUCACUCAAAACAGAACAGCUUUUAUGAGCUAAUGAAAAGUCACCGCAACCCUGCGACCACUUAUCCAGCAGGAUUGAACCCUUUGUUCUGUUUUGGCUGUAAAGAGACAUUUUCUAACAGAGUUUCGCUGGAGGACCAUGCAUGCACAAAUGUAAGUUACAUUUGUACCUGUGGCAUGGUAUUUCAAAAGUAUCUUGAGAUGAAAGGUCACCAGCUGGAUCAUGGAGAUGGAGAACUAAGCCGCUUCCUGAAGAACUGGAAUCCGAUGAGACGACAGGAGCCAGAAAAAGUACUGACCUUUGAUUCGUUUUUCGAAACCAAGGUAGUUAUUCACCCAAAGCGCACCAAUCCAAUGACAGAAUAUGUUAAAUCGGUUACAGGAAGUCCCACCCUUAAAGCAGCCUCCCUUGAACCCAGUUUUGCCCGUGGAGCUACUGUAGAUCUUCGCAGACGCUUUCUGCCUGUGGUACGCCUGCACUCUGGUCAGGCAUUUGAGAAAGGAAAGAAGUUCAGGUGUAGAACCUGCCGUCUGUCCUUCCACAGAAUGAAUCAGCUGAUAGAGCACCACCAAUUUCACACCAAGGAAGGGGUGUAUGGAUGCCUCCGUUGCGGUCUGCUCCUGGUCAGCCAGGUGUCCCUUCCAACUCACCAUCAGUGUGGCACUUUCUUUGCAAGCCCCAAAACCAGAUAUACCCUAGGAAGGGUUCUGCCAAGGAAGCCGGCAGAUCAAGAGGGAAAGACAUUUUUCCGCUGCCCGUGGUGUCCCGUUGCUUACCAGCUGGAAAUACAGCUGCGAAAGCAUGAGACGUUAUGCAGGUUUGGGAAAAAUAGGGCGGUGAAUGGGCUGCGGGAAAAGAAUAUGCUUCGCUGCAGUGUGUGUCAGGGACACUUCAGCUCAGCAAAAAAAAUACAGGAGCACCGUUGCCCAAGUCAGCCUGAUCGGGUUCCCCAGCAGGUGAUUGGAAAUAAGGUCCACAAACACACAGAGGUGCCUAAGGCAUCAAGGGAGCAGGCAAAUCAGUAUUUGUUGCCCCAGAGGCAUCAAGAGGAAGAGGUAACAUUUAGGUUUCUCUCCUCUCGUAAUCUGAAAUCAUAUCCACACCAGCCACCAGACACUGGUGGCACUGGCAGCCAUAGGAUUACUGGGGAACCAUUGAAAAUGAAAGGAUUGGGAAUGGCACCCAUUUCCAAACCAGUUAUUGUAGAAAAAGGUGAAGUGGAGAUUGAUGAGGAUUGUUAUGUGGUUGAAAGUGCUUCAACAAAAGCCAGUCAACCUCGACCAUGACCAGAGCGUUGGACCCAAGCACACCGAAAGGCACAUGUGCAUGUCUCAUUGGUGGUCAGGCAUUCACCAACAAACACUAUAACUAUUUAAUAGGCAGGCCAGCUUUUGAAAGCUGGAAUGACAGAUCCAUGGUUUAGGGGGUUAGGGCUCAAGCAACAUUCAAAACUGAGAUGGUUUAUAUGCCUUUGGGCCAUGCAACAUGUGUUCACGUCUAAUAAGACCUGCGCUUCUUUCGACAAAUAUAUGUAGUAUGUGCUUCUAUAGAUGCACCCCCUAAUAUUGAACUAUAUAGGGCCUCGCACACUGAAAAACCUUUAAAAUGUGUCCUUGUAUGUCUUUUCCCACUUUAUAUUCUAUAAUGCUCUAAUGCAGGGGUUCCUAAACCUUUUAAUCUCAAGGCCUCCUGGAAUGACCACCAUGUGGCUGAGAAACACCGCCCGCCCUCUUCCAGGAAAUGGUUUUUGACAGCUUUAUCCAACUCCCACUGCAGACUGCCAUUCAGUGACUCUUAUAUACAAGUACAUGGAUGCAUAUGUGAGUCAUGAUGAUACUGUAUAAAGGAACUUAUGAGACCGCUAUUUAAUGCAAUAUAAACAUUGAAUAAUUUAACUCAGUGCACUAUUAGCAAGGAUGUGUGAACCAGGCAAGGCUUAUUUUAAUCUAAAAUGUACUAAAGUAUUAAAAUAUUCUACAAAGUAGAUUUCUCUGAGGAGUCCCUGGGUCAUCUUUGUAGACUUCAGUUUGGGAACCCCUGUUCUACAAUGCGAGUACAAAUAGUUUUUAAAUGUAUUUUGUUAUUGUGUAUACAUACCUGGUGUUCUCGGGUAUUGUGUUGCAGAAUGUUCAAGUUCAAGUAAUAAAUAUGCUGAAUGAAA